CUCUUGUUUGCUAGUUUGUUGCACCAUGCUAACUUGGACAACUUGUUUUCAGAAUAAAACACAGCCUGAUGUGUUGGUUCGGGACAGUCUGUAGUUAGCGGAAGGUAACUGACUUGGUGUUACUUGUGUGUUUAUUAACUGUCACGAACUUUGUGAUAUUUAAAUAAGAGCACAAGCUGUUCCUAAUGCAAGCAGCUAAGAUAACUAGCAUCAAAACAUGCAGAGAACAGCACAAUACAAAACAUGGUGAAGAAAGUUAGCUAACGAGCAUAUGAAGCUAACCAGUAUUUGCUCUUAUUGUAACUGUCCUGUAAGGAUUGUAUUUUUCUGGCUUUGGUUUUAAGAUCUCCUUUCUGCAGUUGUGGCUGUGUGUGAAGAUGAAACUACACAAGGUACUGCUGGCUGGCUGUGUGAACUGCACUAAGAUGUAUUUGCCAUUAAGUGGGAACUUCUAUCAAAAGCGCCUGUUCAGCUCUGUGUUUUCCUCAAGAAUGGGUGGGACUCGAACCCUUGACCUUUUCAGUACUCGUGCAGUGCUCUACCCACUGAAGUGCACUGUGCCACUGGGAAACAGAAGACUGGGCUUGUACAGCAGGAGUCACAGUGGUGGUGUUGUAAAUGCACUCUGCAGUCAAACAGUGUCUGUGUCAAGAUGUCAGCCCAGGAGAUCUCAGUCUGCUGCUGUGAGGAAGGAGAACCUGCUACAAGGAGGUGCAACAUGGCCUGUGUCGUUGAUCCGCCACAGAGUGACAGAUGUUUCCAGCGUGGCUCCAGUUUUUGUUGUGAUGAAUUUUGACCAAGAUGGAAAUGUGUCUACCUUUGAGAAGAAGAAAACGGAGCUGUGCCAGGAGCUCAGUCUUCAGGCCAGAGACCUUCGCUUCCAGCACAGCACCAGCCUCAUCCCUAGAAACAACUGCAUCAUCAUACGGAUGGAGUCUCUGAAAGCCAUCCUGACCCCUCAGUCCCUCAUGGUGUUGGAUUUUCGUGGUUUUGGUUUGGAGCGUUGGUUGGUACUGGAGCUGGCCCCUCAGCUGGCCUCACAGUCACACUCUCUGCCCUUUGAGUUCAGAGCACUGGAGGUCAUCCUGCAGCACAAGGUAAACACUCUUCAAGCUCGGCUGAAUGAAGUUGAACCAGUAAUGUUGGAUACUCUGGAGUCCCUGGUGGAUCCUAAGAUCCUUUCUGCUGAUAGAAGUAAACUACAUAUACUGCUGCAGAACAGCAAGAGCCUAUCAGAGUUGGAGACGGACAUAAAAGUCUUCAAGGACACCUUGCUGAAGAUUUUGGAUGAGGACGAGAUCAUUGAAGAACUCUGUCUGACCAAGUGGACAGACCCCAGAGUUUUUGAGGAGAGCAGUUUGGGUAUUGACCACGCUGAGGAGAUGGAGCUGUUGUUGGAGAAUUACUUUAUGCAGGCGGAGGAGCUGGGGAACAAGGCAAGAGAACUGAAAGGGCUGAUAGACGACUCGGAGAGUGUCAUCUUUAUUAAUCUGGACAGCCAUCGCAAUGUGAUGAUGCGCCUGAAUGUGCAGCUGGCGAUGGGUUCCUUCUCCCUUUCCUUAUUCGGGCUGAUUGGAGUGGCCUUUGGAAUGAAUUUGACGUCGUCCUUCGAAGAGGACCCUCGUGUUUUCUGGCUAGUGACAGGAUUCAUGUUCCUGGGCAGCGGGUGGAUAUGGAGACGAUUGCUGUCAUUUUUGGGACGACAUCUAGAGCCUUCAGUUCCCCCGCUGAUCCCUCAAGUUUGGAAGAGAAAUCUGAAAGCAUCAGACGUCAAGACGGGAGUCAGAUGAUGUUCUACCUCCGCUCUGUAAAAUGCCACAGUCCUCCUCCAGACUGCAGCUUUAGUGGCUGAGACGGUUUUACAACCCUGAACCUCCUCAACUCUCUACAAAGGCUGUGAACUUUCAUUCAGUAACACAUCUCAUUGUUUUGCUCUCUGCCUGCAGCAAAAGUUCAGACUGCAUCUAAACGUCCCAUGUGUUGAGUGCUUCUGAGUCCCAAUCGGUUUUAUUUCUCCUACAUGGGUGAUUCCCCAUACUUAGUCAUACAAUGUCCUUAUAUGGUGUUCUCAUAUAUAUGGCUAAAACAUGUGGAGUCAGUGUCUCUCUGUGUUAUCAGUGGUUUUACAGCAGUGAUUGGGAUUUAAUGUGACUCAAAUGGAUGUGUAUGGAAGUCUAUCACACAUAGAUUCAUAGUGUUAUUUCUAGCUGAGUGGUUACAGCAUACAAGUGACAAUAAGGACUUCCUGAAACACUUUUUGCUCUGCAAACGUUGAUAAUCUAAUAUCUGAUGUCAUAUUUAACAUAACUGAUUAAAAGCAGUGACACGUGAUCAGCAAUUCUGAAGGAACAAUGAAAUUAAUAUAUUAAUUUAAAAUAUAUAUAGAUAUAAAACAAUGACAAGAAUGAAUAUUGCCAUGUUUUAUAUUUUGUUUCACUUUGUUAAUGUGUCUUAAAUUGACAUCUGUCCAUAAAUGAAAAGGUUAUUGACUCUGUCCCGUCCCUUUUUGCAUUAAAGCUAAAUGAAAACAUGUGAAAACCUUCUAACAAAGGAAAGCAUUUUCACUCAGCAGUAUUUAAACCCAAAUUAAAGUUUUCCAAGUACAAUAUCACAAUAUAUACAUUGACUGUUUCCAACCUGGGUGUCGGGCUACCCUCAAGAGGUUGGCAAGUAAUUUCAAGGGGUCCAUAGAAGAUUACCCGGACAGGGAAGCAGAAAAAAUAUAUUUUUGUCAUCUGAAAUCAUCAUUGAAUAAUUAUAGAGUUUAACUUCAUUGGUUGAACUGGUCAGAACUGCUAGACUUCAAUUUCAGGGAUCAUAAGCCCAAAAUGUUGGAAAGCAUUGCCCUGUAGCACUGUGUAUUUUU
Molecule: messenger RNA, 2866 nt
Organism: Centropristis striata (black sea bass)
Lineage: Eukaryota; Metazoa; Chordata; Actinopteri; Perciformes; Serranidae
Gene: mrs2
Product: magnesium transporter MRS2
Exons: 12
Coding region: 378-1790 (470 amino acids)
Biological process (GO): mitochondrial magnesium ion transmembrane transport
Cellular component (GO): mitochondrial inner membrane
Molecular function (GO): magnesium ion transmembrane transporter activity
Source: RefSeq, a predicted model, not a curated record